Molecule: messenger RNA, 2740 nt
Organism: Cladophialophora immunda
Lineage: Eukaryota; Fungi; Ascomycota; Eurotiomycetes; Chaetothyriales; Herpotrichiellaceae
Exons: 3
Coding region: 259-2466 (735 amino acids)
Biological process (GO): regulation of actin filament polymerization
Molecular function (GO): protein binding
Source: RefSeq, a predicted model, not a curated record
GCAGUAUUUGCCGCUGGAUGUCACCCCAAACGACGGUGCCACCAGUGCUUCAGGCCGUUGAUGAUUGAUCGACUGUCCCUCGCCAAUCGUUGGGCGUAAGCUGUCCAUCAGAUGAGUACGCAUACUUCCCCAGCUGCGCCGCAGUUUACACUAAGAUCGAAAGAAUUCGGAGAACUACGAUUCCUCUUCCUCUGCGCCUGAUUGACGAUAUGGAAUGAUGCCGUUGCCGUCUGGAUUACCUGACCACUUGCGAUCACAAUGGCUCAGGUUGCGACAGUCAACUUUGGCACCGAGCUCAAGGACGGCUACAAGCCGGUCGACAAUUGGGUAAACUUGGGCAUUACAUGGCUCACCGAAAUCCAAGAAUUCUACCAGGAACGCUCCGCUAUAGAAAAGGAAUACAGCCAGAAGUUGACCGCUCUGGCAAAGAAAUACUAUGACAAGAAAUCGAGAAAGUCCAGCAACCUGAGCGUCGGCGACAAUCCCGCUCUGACUCCGGGUUCUUUAGAAUCCGCCUCCCUCACGACGUGGACCACCCACUUAUCUACGCUUGAGGCCCGAGCGAAUGAACACGCGAAAUUCUCUAAAGAUCUCAUCAGUCAAGUUGCGACACCGCUGGAGUAUACCGCCACAAAACUCGAGGAGUUGAGAAAGAGCCAUGCCGAAUAUAAUGCCAAACUUGUCAAGGAGAGGGAUUCGUCUUAUGGCGAUCUCAAAAAGUUAAAACAGAGAUACGAUGCCGUGUGUCAAGAGGUUGAGAAUCGAAGAAAAAAGGCCGAAUCGUCCAUGGACAAGAGCAAGGCUCAGAGCACGUACAACCAACAGUUGAUGGAAAUGAACAAUGUCAAGAACACCUAUUUGAUUGGCAUCAAUGUCGCGAAUAAGAUGAAGGAAUGUUAUUACCACGAAUACGUCCCGGAAUUGCUCGAUUCCUUGCAGGACCUGAACGAGACUCGUGUUUCGAAACUGAACUCAAUAUGGCUGGUCGCCGCGGCACUCGAGACCAAUACUCUCAAAAGAAGCACCGAGCUCAUGACCCGUCUCUCGGGCGAGAUUCCCCGAAAUAAUCCGAGUCUCGACAGCAAUAUGUUUGUACGGCAUAAUGCUGUACAAUGGCAGGAACCUGGUAAUAUGAUCUUUGAGCCGUCUCCAGUGUGGCUGGAUUCAGACAACAUGAUGACCGAUGAUGCGUCCAAAGUUUUCUUGCGCAAUAUCCUGCAGAAAAGCAAGCCACUCAUCAAUCAACUCAAGGUGGAGUCGGCCCAGAAAAGACGAGAGCUGGAAAAUUUGAAGCAGGCUCGGCGAGAAGGCAAAGACAGGCGCGACGAAGUAGAAUCGGUGCGAUUGCAGUUUGCCAUGCAGGAGGACUUGCAUGCCGUCGAGCGAAAACGACUGACGGCAGAAGUGGAGACGUCGACAAUCACCUCAGUCGUGGGCGAUCUGAGCAUGUAUGGCAAGAGCCACAGCUUUAAAUCCGAAACAUUCAAAAUCCCUACUAACUGUGAUCUCUGCGGUGAUCGCAUCUGGGGCCUGAGUGCCAAAGGGUUCAUAUGUAACGAUUGCGGCUUCACUUGCCACAGCAAGUGUCAUAUGAAAGUGCCUGCGGACUGUCCUGGAGAACAGACGAAGGAAGAGAAGAAGAAAUUGAAGGUGGAACGACAAGCGGCAGCGCUGAUGGCAGUCGAGGCCCCUCCACCUGCCUCGAACGGUGCUACGUCUCCUCCUCCCUUGACGAGACAAGACACAAUGAGCAGUCUGUCGUCUGGCUACGCGGCUAGUGCCACAAGGUCUUUGUCUGGCGGAGUUCCAAGGUUGUCAGCGCUGGACGAUUCAGCCACGAGCUCUCCAUUAACGACCAUUACUUCCAACUCUGGAUCAACGACAGUCGCGGGACCAAGACGGAACAGGAUUGUCGCGCCACCACCAGCAGCAUAUGUCAGCGUACCUGGCGGUGACUUGGCUGCCAAUGGGAGUGGUCAACCCAGAGGCAAGAUGAUGUAUCCAUAUGAGGCCAGAGACGAAGGAGAAAUAUCUCUUCCCGAGGGCACGGAGGUGAAGAUACUGGAACCCGACGACGGCGGCUGGACCAAAGUUCACGCUGGCUUGGGCAAAGAAGGUCUCGUGCCCACGGCCUACUUGGAAGAACUGCCCACUGCAGCCAGCACGCCCGCGCAAGAACGCCCUCCAUCAUUAUAUUCCAACUCGAGUGCCUCCCUGGCAUCGUCGAACCUGGCGGGCACGAGCAAGAAGAAACAAGGUCCUGCGGUAGCGCCUAAACGAGGAGCGAAGAAGGUCAAAUACGUGGAAGCGCUCUAUCCUUACACGGCCCAGAGCGAUGCCGAGUUCGACAUGGCCGAGGGGGAGAGGUUUAUACUGAUCAGUAUGGGGAGUGGAGACGGAUGGGCGGAUGUCGAGAAAAACGGCGAGACAAGAAGUGUUCCGGCCAAUUAUAUCCAGGAGGUCUAGAGGAUCGCCGAGGAAUGCCCAAUUUUGGGGCAGAGACGCGCCUUCACGUCUGGUUAUGGUGCAUAGAAGCACAAGAGAUGCAUUUUGAGCGUCAAAUAGAGGCACUGUCAUUUUGUCCACGAGCCAUAGUUCACCUGGAGAGGACCAAGACCAAUGCAGCCUUGUCCCAGGCAGUCGGGUGUAGUGUUGGGGCCGUUUGAUAGCGGGCUUGUUUGGAAAAGUUACCAUUGGAACUAGAACCCAUGUGGCCGGUUUCUUUAUCUUCAAUAUCCUU